GUGCCGUGCACUUUGCGACGGAGAAAUUUUUCAAAAUUUAACGUGGGAGAAAGACAGAGCAAGAGCGAGAGCGAGGGAGAGCGCGCGCGUUUGAGUGAGCGUGUAAGAGUGAGAUAGAGAGCGCGUAAAAUAGAGAGAACUGACAAAAUAUCAGUCUCAUGAUAAAAGCGUACAACAACAAAAACACAAGAAAAGCGUCGUGCAUGAGAAAUCGAUAAGAGCCAGCUGAAGUGAAAGAAGAAGCAGCAGCAAAAGCUGUGUGCGUUUGUGUGUGUGUGUGUGUGCGUACCAAAAAACGUAAGAAGAAUCGAUUAAAGUAGCGCCUAAAAGAAAAUUUUUGAUUGACAUGCCGGAAAAAUGUUACAAUAGAAAUUUGAAGUGUUGCUGGGCCUAAGAAGAGGCCGAUGGAAAACUAAUUUCCACAAGGAUAUGCUGAAUGGCUUAAAUAUCAAACACCAAUAAAGAGGCUACGCACAAAAAACAAACAAAAACUUUCCUCUUCCCCAAAAAAAUACUUAAACAAAAUGCAAAAAAUGUCAAAGAAAAUUUCAAAUAUAACAUGUGAUGUGAGGCAAUUUCAUAGCCUAAUCACAUGUAAUAUAUGUCAGGGUUAUAUGAUUGAUCCCACCACAGUGGAUUAUUGUUAUCACACAUAUUGUCGCAGUUGUAUAUUGAAACAUCUGCUGCGUGAUGCCUAUUGUCCGGAAUGCAAAAGCUCUGGAGGCAAACAGAUCAGUGAAGAUAACCUAAGACCUGAUAAUACAAAACGUUCGCUCAUCUAUAAACUGGUGCCGGGUCUAUAUCAAAGAGAAUGCAAUCAAUUGGCCGAGUUUGAGGAACAGCAAAAGGAAUUGUCUAGCGAUAGAGAUCAUGAUAACGAUGAAGAGGAGGAGGUGGAAGAGGAUGAGAAACCUCAACAGGAGUUCUUUACAGUUGCAGAACCAAUUAGUUUAUCAUUAGAAUAUCAUCCCGCCAUGUUGCAACAAUGCGGUGCGGGUAAGGGUCCAGCGAUUAUAUAUUUGCAGUGUCCCGCUGGUCUUAAAGUUCAGCAUUUGAAACGCUUUCUAUCCUCCAAAUAUGAUAUUGAUUUGGAGAAUAGACAAAUCGAACUGGAGAUCACAUAUGAGGACGAGGUAUUACCAAUUAAUUUUACACUAAUGGACGUGGGCUACUGUUACAAAUGGAAUCGGCUUGCGCCCAUGGCCUUUCAAUAUAGGAUACUAUUGUACGAUGAAAUGGAGCGUAUAAAUUGUCAAGAGAAGAAUUUAUCAAAAGUUAAGCAGGAUAUUGAAUUAGGACAAGGUCAGGAGCAGGCUAGUAGUUGUGUUGGUGGUGGUGCCCGUUGGAAAACGGCUAAAUCUGUGACCUUUGCCGAUGACUUGGAAUUGGAUAUAGAAUCGCAAACAUCGCAACGUUCGAGCAAGUCGCGUGGCAAAGUUUCAAAUGUAACGAAAACGACAGCAAUGCGACGUGUUGCCACAACACCAGCUAAACGUGAACCAGAGGAGCCAAGUCCACCAAUGCCGGUCAGUAGUUUCAAGAGUUUGCGUAGCAAUGAUAUGCGUUACAGUGACUAUCCGGUGGCACGAGUCAAAAGCGAACCAGUUGUGGUGGGCGAUGAGGCUUUAUCAUCAUCAUCAUCUUCGACGAUGACGACAAAUCUAGUUUCUCAUGCCAACAUUGUGGUUAGUAUACCUCCAUCUCAAUUGAGCAAAUCUUCUGGUUAUGGCGAUGAGGGAGUCUUUGAGCUUAAGACAGCCAACAAGAAAUCAAACCAUUUGCCUAAAUUGAAAAUCGAAUUGAAUAGCAUGAAGAGUAAAUUAUCUAUGCCCAAAUCGGCUGGUGCCCGUCUAGAGGAGACCUCUUCGGCACAGCAAUUGGAUUUGGAGACAUAUGCCAAAAAUAUAGGCCUAAAACCAAUUGAACCAGCAGCUACAACUACUGCACCAAUUGUGGCAGAUACCAAAUUUAGUCCAAAUGCCUCGCCCAGGUCCUCAUGCUCAUCCUCCACGAAUGGUUCUAGUUCGAAUGGUUUGAAUGAAGUGGUCAUCAGUUCCAGUUCAAGUUCGCAUCGUAAACGCAAGAAGAAACACUCCAAAGAGCCAAAAGAUGCCAAUGGCAAACGCAAGAAGUUGCAUGCAGAGAUUAGUUCACAAACCGAUGGCAAAAUGAAGAUGAAAAUAACCACAACUCCAAAAGGAACACACAAGGUCGAUCUGAAGCGUUCACAUUCUUUGGCCGGUGGGGAAUUGGCCUCGGUGACGUUAACCCAUUUGAAAUUGGAUGAGAAGACCCGGGAAAAUAACGAUGUCUUGAAUAGAACUUUGGGUGAAGAGGCACGGAGCAUAAGUGAUUUGAUAACGCCAACUUCCUUGGGGGCGACUAAUGAGAGUCAGAGUAAAGUAAAUACCAAAGAACUAACUUUGCCGGCCUCACCGCCUUUGCCGCCAAGUUUAUUCAAAGCUUUUACCCCAAAUACAACAACCACAGCAACAUCCUUAUCCUCACCAGCUACAACUACAACAACAAUGGCCAAUGUCACAAAAACAGCAACAACAACAACAGCAGCUCCUGUUUCCGUUUCUCUUCCUGUGGCGGCUACUUCUUCUUCUUCAAGUGUUCCUAUGAAACCAAAACAGCAACAACAACAACAAGCAUUGAGUCAAAAUAAUCGCAGUAAACCACAUUUUGUGGUGCCACAAGCGCCACCGCCACCAAAUAGGCCAAUGCCACAUACCAUGCAACGUUACCUCUCCACGCCCAGUUCGAUAGCCAGUGCAGCCAAUAAGCCAACUGCCAAGCGUUCAAUAUCCAUCGAUGAGACACAUCCAGGGAAACAGCAACGUUUCCAUCAUCAGCAUCAUCAUCUGCAUCAUCAGGGUCAAACGCAGGCAGCCAAAUGGCAAUUAAAUCAUGGUCCAAAGAUGUCCCAUCAGCCACAGCAGCAGCAGCAGCAGCAAAUGCGUCUCUAUGGACCCGAGAUGGCCAAAUCGUCAAUGCCUUUGCUAUGUCCGAACUUGAGUUUAACCAGUUUGCCCAAUCAGGCAAUUAGCAUAACACCACGCCCACGCUCGACAACGACAACGACGACGACGACCACCACCAGCUGCAGCACCACCAGUCAGGGAACAGGUAACAACAACAACAACAACAACUUGUUAAGCUAUCAUCCCACUGCAAUGGAUCAUCAUAUGCCCGCUUUGGAGAUAUUACGUCUUGGACCACAUAAACCAAAAUUGACAAUGCCACCCCUAAGCCCGCCCAGUUCACGUUUGAUGGGACCACCAAUCGGUUUACCCGCCAAGCCGGGACAAUUAAAAAUGCCCAUACCAACAGUAUCGAAAUCGCCGCCACUUUCGGUUGUAUUAAGUGGACAACGAUCACAGGGAAUUGGAGUUGGUACCGGAGCAUCUUCGUGUUCUUCGGCUUAUCGGACAUCUCCGCCGGCCUUAAAUUUUCUCAAUAACAUUGUUCCCUUGCCGUUUUCAUCAAAGUCGUCGUCGUCGUCGUCGAGCGUCAAUUCAAAGAAAUCCCCAACGGCAACGGGUCAGCAAACAAGUAAAACCAAUGGCACGAGUGACAAGUUUAAAACAAGUUUACGUGAAUUUCGACCGCCGCCGCCAACGACGACGACGACAACAACAUCCAGUCCAUCCAGUCAAGCAACAGCAACAGCGAAGGAUGCCGACAUACUUGAUUUAUCAGCCAAGCAAAGCCAGGUUCAAUCGAAGGCGCCUACAUCAUCUCAGCCCUUGGUUAGCAAUAGCCUGGAGGUGGCAUUGAAUAAAAUCAAACAGAACAUAUCCGCAAACAGUACUACCUCCAGUUCCAGCACCACCACCGCCUCCACGGCAGCCGCCAAUGCCAACUCCAACUCCAAAGCAUCAUCUGCGUCUGGGUCUGCAUCGUCGUCUUCAUCGUCGUCGUCGUCGUCGUCGUCGUCGAGUGGCGAUGAUCUACAGAAUCUGCAUAUGCUUUCGGAAUCGGCAACGGCACGCGAAAAGAUUUCAAUCAAGUUUGAGAACAACAAGCCAAAGAAUGCCAAUGCCAAUGCUGUGGUAAGACCACAAAAUGCUUCAGUACGUAGUAUACCAAAUCCGUCGGCUUUGGCCUUUCGCAAUCAGCCAGCCAUUACAGCCACUCCAGCAACCGUUAGCAUGACCGUUAAAACCGAUGAGAAGCUGUCUAAACUAACCACUUCAACCUCCACCUCCUCCUCCUCCCAACCGACUACACCCAAUUCCAUACAAGUCAGUCCAACUAAUAGUAACUCAUCGAGUGCGGCAGCCACUUCGCCGCGUGCUUUAACCAAGAAACCCACAACAAUUGAUCAAGUGGCCGCCAAUUUGAAUAUACGCGCCGAAGCCAAAGCAGCAGCUCUGGCAGAAGAAGCACCAGCACCAGCCAAAUCACCGGAGGUGGCCAAAACCACACCACCACCAGCUGCAGCUGCUGCUGCUGUAAGCAAAUCCAUGGAAUUGAAAGAAGCAACCACCACGACAGUUACGGUCACUGCUGCGAGUACGUUAUUGACCAUGCCAACAAAUAUGGUCAGCAGUAGCAAUGUUCCACCUCCAGCUCCAGCCAGUGUCCAGCUAUCCCAAGAAGCCGCCAUGUCAAAGCCGCCCGUACAAAUUUCAGCUACUGACACUUUGGCUCCGGUGGCAAGUUCCGCUUAGUCACAAGCAUUUCUUUGGCUAUGUGGUAGUCAGAUGUAUCUUGUGGCGCCCCUGGAGAAUCUACAGAAUGCCAACAACAACAACAACAAUAACAACUAAUCUUAAAGGCGCCAAGUUCUAAACAAUUAGCACCACAGAGAGAAAUAAUUUACACUAUGUGCAAUUUGAGUUUUUGUUUCUCUUAUUAACGGGUAUCAAGUAACAAUUUCAUAUAUGAAUGCAUGGGUAAAAAAAAAGCCUUAACAAAAAACAAAAACAGAAAACAAAAAUCAACCAGAAAUACCUUCGAAAUAUCGAAAGCAAUAUUUAAGUAUAACAAACAAAACAGAACUCCAUAAGAAACAUAACAUUUUUUCA
Messenger RNA from Drosophila willistoni, 5036 nucleotides. It is a transcript of the gene Su(z)2, whose product is annotated as protein suppressor 2 of zeste. The transcript has 7 exons. Gene Ontology annotation, biological process: negative regulation of transcription by RNA polymerase II. Lineage: Eukaryota; Metazoa; Arthropoda; Insecta; Diptera; Drosophilidae. Bases 525 to 4679 code for a protein of 1384 amino acids. Gene Ontology annotation, molecular function: metal ion binding; promoter-specific chromatin binding. Gene Ontology annotation, cellular component: PRC1 complex. The record is from RefSeq and is a predicted model, not a curated record.